Messenger RNA from Myripristis murdjan (pinecone soldierfish), 8360 nucleotides. Its product is annotated as collagen alpha-6(VI) chain-like. Lineage: Eukaryota; Metazoa; Chordata; Actinopteri; Holocentriformes; Holocentridae. The coding region runs from base 24 to 7343 and encodes 2439 amino acids. The record is from RefSeq and is a predicted model, not a curated record. The transcript has 38 exons.
GGAAACUUAAGAGCCAUUGCAGCAUGGAGGGGAGGCGAGGCCUUUUUUUCAGCCUCAUCAUAGCAGCGUGUUUCUAUGGCAACACUGCACAGAGAACAGAAUGUGCCAACGCCACUGUGGCUGACAUCGUCUUCCUGGUUGAUGGCUCCUCCAGCAUCGGCAUCGAUAACUUUCAGGAGGUGCGACAGUUCCUUCGCAAAUUCAUUGAGGGUCUGGACAUCGGUGCUGACAAAGUUCGGGUUGGCUUGGCACAGUACAGCAAUGAGCCUCACCAGGAGUUCCUGCUGAAGGAUCACAUGGAUAAACAAUCUCUGCUGGCCCAAGUGGACAACCUGCCCUACCGAAUGGGAGGCACGGAAACAGGGAAGGCCAUUUCCUUCCUGGAGACGCAAUAUUUCACUGCACAGGCUGGAAGCCGCAUCAACCAGCGGGUUCCUCAGAUUGCCAUCGUCAUCACGGAUGGGGAGUCUGAGGACGACGUGAUAGCACCCACCCAGCAACUGAGGAAGCAGGGAGUCAUUAUUUUUGGCAUCGGGGUGGGAACGGCCGACAUGGUGACACUCCAGAACAUCACCAACCGGCCCCAUGAGCGUUUCCUGUUCAGUAUCGAUAACUACCAGGCUCUGCAGAGGCUGAUUGACAGUCUUCUACAAACAGUGUGUGUCUCCAUGGAGGACCAGAGGCAAGCCUUGGUUGAAAGGUUUGCAGACAUUUUCUUCCUGGUGGAUAAUAGCCUGAGUCAGCAAGACUUCCAACAGACCAGAACCCUCCUUGCCCGGCUGGUCAACCAACUUGAUGUCGGAGUCUCCGCCCACCGCAUUGGUUUGGCCCAGUUUGGCCAAGAACCCAAAGCUGAAUUUCUCCUCAACGCUUACAAAACCAAAGAGGAAAUCUCAGCUGCUGUCCGGCGCUUUCAACUGCGUCAACUGCAACCUAAUGAGCCACGUAACCUGGGUAGAGCUUUGGAGUAUGCCAGCACUCAGUUAUUCACCAGUGAUGCGGGUGGCAGAGAAGACCAAGGCUUCCGCCAGUUCCUGGUUGUUGUGUCUGGAGGAGAUUCGACUGAUGCAGUGUUUAAGGAAUCUCGAUUGGUGAAGUCAGAAGGGGUAAUAGUGGUUGGGAUCGGCCUAGGUUCUGCAUCAUUGAAUGAAACGAAAGUAAUAGCCACUGCUCCAUACAUAUACCAGUCUACCAACAUUGUGCCUGCUUUGAAGUCUGCCUUUGAGAUUGAACAAGAGUUGAUCCCUACUGGAGGUUGCGAAUUAGCCACACUGGCAGACAUUGUGUUCAUCGUUGAUGAGUCGGGAAGCAUCACAACUCCCAAUUUCCAGCUGAUACGUUCAUUCCUGUGUAAGAUUGUGGACGGCCUGGAGAUCAGCCAACAGAGAGUUCGAGUGGGCAUUGUCACAUACAAUGAUCGGCCCACAGCACAGGUCUACCUCAACACCUUCAAAGACAAGAGUGAGACCCUUCAGUUCAUCAAGAUCCUGCCUUACCGUGGAGGUGGUACCAACACGGGAGCUGCCUUGAAGUUUGCUCGGGAGAGAGUGUUCAUCAAGGAGAGAGGCAGCAGGAAACGCCAGGGCGUCCAGCAGGUGGCAGUGGUGAUCACAGACGGCAAAUCCCAGGAUGCUGUGAGCCAAGAAGCUGCUGAUCUCCGUCGAGCUGGUGUUACAGUGUACGCUGUAGGGAUCAAAGAUGCCAACAAGACUGAGCUGGAGCAGAUGGCAUCUUAUCCCUCAAAGAAGCAUGUGUUUACUGUGGGCCGUUUUGCCAAGCUGAAAACCCUGCAGCAGAGCCUGCAGAAGAUUCUGUGCUACAACAUCAUACGCCAAGCAAUCACAAUCAACACAAGGAGAACAGGCAUCAAAGAAGGCUGUAUACAAACAGAUGAAGCAGAUAUCUUCUUCCUGAUCGACCACUCCACUAGCAUUCAGCCCAAGGACUUCAGUGACAUGAAGAAGUUCAUAACUGAGUUUCUUGAUACCUUCCAUAUUGGGAAGCAACACAUCCGUGUGGGUGUAGCAAAAUAUGCAUCUUCACCAAACCUGGAAUUUAACCUGACAACCUACUCAGAUGCCAAGUCACUGAAAAAGGCAGUGGAGAACAUUAGCCACGAAGGAGGUGUGACGAACACGGGAGCAGCUCUGUCAUUCAUGGGUCCCAUCUUUGAAAGAGCAAUGCGUUCGCGAGGUCACAAAGUCCCUGAGUACCUGGUUGUCAUCACUGAUGGGAAGUCUUCCGACAAGGUCAAGGUUCCUGCAGAGAAACUGAGGGCACAGGGCGUCAUCAUCUAUGCCAUUGGGGUGAAAGAUGCAAAUGAAGCUGAGUUAGUACAGAUUGCAGGCACCCCUGAGAAGAAAUUCUUUGUCAAUGAUUUUGAUGGCCUGAAGCCAAUCAAAGAUGACAUUGUCACAGACAUCUGUUCUCAAGACGCUUGCAAAGACAUACCAAGUGACCUCCUCUUCCUGAUUGACAGCUCCGGCAGCAUCAACCCAGGAGACUACCAGAAAAUGAAAGACUUCAUGAAUUCAGUUGUCACCAAGUCUAAUGUCGGGCAGAAUGACGUGCACAUCGGCAUCAUGCAGUUCAGCACCGAACAAAUGCUGCAAUUCCCUCUGAACCAUUACUAUGACAAAGACAACAUGUGGAAAGCCAUCGAUGCUAUGAGGCAGAUGGGUGGAGGCACGCACACAGGCGCUGCCAUUACUGCUGUUUCACAGUAUUUCAGUGCAACCCAAGGAGGCCGUGAAGACCUAAGGCAGAGGCUUAUAGUGAUAACAGACGGCGAGGCCACAGACGAGGUCAAAAGGCCUGCUGAGGCUCUGAGGGCCAAGGGGGUUGUGAUCUAUGCCAUCGGGGUGGUGAACGCCAACACCACUCAGCUGCUGGAGAUUAGUGGUUCCCAGGACAGGGUCUACUCUGAGAGGGACUUUGAUGCACUGAAGGACCUGGAAAGCGAGGUGGCCAUGGAGAUCUGUGAUUCUGGCAGAGAUUGUAAGAAGACAGAAGUAGCUGACAUUAUUUUCCUGGUGGAUGGCUCCACCAGCAUAACCCACGACAAAUUCAGAAGUAUGCUCAAAUUUAUGGAGUCGAUGGUGAAUCAAACCAUCGUCGGUGAGAAGCUGACUCGGUUUGGAAUAAUUCUCUUCUCCAAUGACCCGAAAUCCAUGUUCACCCUAGAGAAGUGUUCCUCAAAAAGAGAAAUUCUUAAAGCCAUAGCAGCACUGAAGUCACCAGAUGGGGACACCUACACAGGCAAGGCUCUGGAGUAUUCCUUACAGUUCUUUGGUGCUCAACAUGGUGGCAGAGCGGCUCAAAAGGUUCCUCAGAUUCUAAUGGUGAUCACAGAUGGUGACGCUACAGACCGUUACAACCUGCGUGAGCCAUCAAAGGCCCUGCGAGACAACGGGGUGAGUGUAAUCAGUAUUGGAGUGGAAGGAGCCAAGAGGGAUCAGCUGGAGAUCAUGGCUGGUGGAGACACAUCUAGGGUCUUCUACGUGGACAAUUUCAAAGUCCUGGAAACUCUGUACCAGAAUAUUACUCAUGUCCUCUGCAAUACUGCCAAGCCAGCUUGUGAGAAACAGAAAGCCGACCUGGUCAUGUUGCUUGAUCAGUCAGGCAGCAUCACCUCGGGCAACUAUACCAUCAUGAAGACCUUUGCGACAGAACUGGUCACCAGCUUCAAAGUUAGUGAGGAGUUUGUGCGUGUCGGAGUCGCACAAUUCAGCAGCUCUCCUCAGAAGGAGUUUUACCUCAAUGAAUACUACACCGAGGAGGAGGUGAACAAACACAUCCUCAACAUGCGGCAGCUUCGCGGAGGCACCAACAUUGGACAAGCUCUGAAAUUCAUCCGGGACUAUUUCCAAGCAUCGCGAGGUAGCCGUAUUGCUGAGGGAAUUUCUCAGAAUCUCAUACUCAUCACAGAUGGUGCCUCGCAGGAUGACGUGGAGGAUGCAGCCAACGACCUCAGAGCUUUUGGUAUUGAGGUGUUUGCAAUCGGCAUCGGAGACGUCCAGGAUCUGGAGCUCCUGCAGAUUACUGGAAACCCAGAGAAGCUAUUCACUGUGCAAAACUUUGACAGCUUGGUAAACAUCAAGCAAAAAGUGGAUGAUACCAUUUGCAAAUCCAAACCACCACCAUCAGUCCCAUCUGACUGCAGCGUUGAUAUCGCCAUGGGAUUCGAUAUUUCUCAAAGGUCUGGAGCUCCUGGUCAGCUCCUGGUGAGUGGACAGUUGAAGCUCGAGAGAUUCCUGCCAGAGAUCGUCGACUACGUUUCUAGCAUGCAGGGUCUGUGCUGCACUGGAACCACACCCAUCAAGCCCAACAUUGCCUUCCGAGUAGUCAGCCGGGACGGACAAUUUCUGUAUGACUUCAACUUUGAGGAAUACAAUGAGAAUGUGUUGAAGAAGGUCAUGAAUCUGCAGAUGUCUGAGGCCACCUACUUCAACACAGCUCUGCUGCAGUCCUUCAGGAACAAGUUCAGGGUAGAGUCCAGGGCUGGGGUGAAGGUGCUGGUGAUCUUCUCAGAUGGACUUGAUGAAGAUGUGAUGAAACUGGAGGAACAAUCAGAACUUCUACGCAAAUCAGGAGUCCACGCUCUGCUGACUGUCGCACUGGAGGGAGUCCACGAUGCCAGUCAGCUCCAAAUGGUGGAGUUUGGUCGAGGUUUCGGCUACAAGCUUCCUCUCAGCAUCGGCAUGCAGAGUGUUGGCAGCACCAUUCUCAAGCAGAUUGACUCGGUGGCCCACAGGGAGUGCUGUAACGUCAUGUGUAAAUGCUCCGGACAUGAAGGCAUCCGUGGCUCUUGGGGCCCCCCGGGGCCAAAGGGCUCACCUGGAGCAAAAGGUCACCUGGGCUUCCCUGGGGAUGAUGGAGAUUCUGGAAACAGAGGGGCACCGGGACCCAGUGGACCACAGGGCAUCCAGGGCUGCCCCGGGACCAGAGGACAGAAGGGCAGCCAAGGUUACCAAGGCAACAGGGGUGGCGAUGGAGAGCACGGACUGGACGGAGUGGACGGUGAGCAGGGAGCGCCAGGCGCAGACGGAGCUGCAGGAGAACGAGGACGCCCCGGAAACCCAGGCUCCAGAGGCACCAGAGGAGAGGCGGGGCUUAAAGGACAGCGAGGACUGAGAGGAGACCCGGGGGAGCCGGGGGCCGACAACAUCUUCGCGGGACCAAAAGGAGACGUGGGGAACCCGGGCUUACCGGGAGAUCCUGGAGAGGACGGGCGUCAGAAUGAGAGAGGAAACGUUGGACACCCGGGUCCAAAUGGAAGAACAGGACCGCCGGGCCCAGUGGGUGCAACAGGAGAGUCUGGAGAUCCAGGAGUGCGAGGGAUCCCCGGGCCCUCAGGACCUCAGGGAGAGAGAGGGGUCAGAGGUCAGCUUGGACCCAGAGGAGUGGUGGGCCUGCCUGGACCUCAGGGUGAACCAGGACGAGUCGGGAACAAAGGGUCAGCUGGAAGUCGUGGCGCAAACGGACAGAAGGGUCAACCUGGAAAUCCAGGUGUUCAGGGAAUUCCAGGACCACUGGGAGCCAGAGGCAUGCCGGGGCAGGACGGCAGAGACGGAUACGGACCUGCUGGGUCCAAAGGUGCCAAGGGGGAUCCUGGCUUCCCGGGCUAUCCUGGCUCUCAGGGUGAGGCCGGAGAGCCGGGAACCAAAGGAUUUCCAGGCCGCAAAGGAAACGUCGGCCGAGGGGGGAACACAGGCCGGCCGGGAGAAACCGGCGUGCCCGGAGACUCUGGACCGCCGGGACACAGGGGUCCCAGAGGUCCUCCAGGAGUCAGAGCCAUGACUGAAUGCCAACUGAUCACCUACAUCAGAGACAACUGUGCGUGCCGCCUCGAUCGGAUGGCGUGUCCGGCCUAUCCCACCGAGCUGCUGUUCGGCCUGGACAUGUCCGAGGACGUGACCCCGGCCGCCUUUGAGAGGAUGCGCUCCGCCCUCCUCUCCCUGCUGGAGGACAUCGCCAUCGCCGAGAGCAACUGUCCGACCGGCGCCCGCGUGGCCGUGGUGGGCUACAGUGCCCACACCAAGUACCUGAUCCGUUUCCAGGAUUUCCACCGCAAGAAGCAGCUGAUCGACGCCAUAAAGAACGUCGCCCUGGAGCCCACGGCCAGCCGGCGCCACCUGGGGGCGGCCAUGCGCUACGUGGGCCACAACGUCUUCAAGCGCGUCCGGCAAGGGGUGAGGAUGAGGAAGGUGGCCGUCUUCUUCUCCAGCGGGCCAUCCCAGGACUCAUCUGACAUCGUCACCGCGGUGAUGGAGUACCGGGCCUCCAACAUCGUCCCGGUGGUCAUCUCUCUGCAGAGCAGCCCUGCCAUCCGGCAGGCAUUGGAGGCUGAUGACACGGGGAACUCCAUUUUCACGGUGCUGGGGAAGUCGCAGAACCUGGCUGCUGGGCUGAGGAGGGUCCAGCACUGCGCCAUCUGCUACGACCCCUGCAGGCCUCUGCAGGAGUGUGCCGGCGUCCAGGAGGUCCCGAGACCCCAGGCGGUUGAUGUGGACUUGGCCAUGGUGGUGGACGGCUCCAGGGAGAUCCAGGCCGACCAGUACGCCGGCGUCCAGCAGCUGCUGGGCUCCGUGGUGGAGCAGCUGGCCGUGAGCCCGCAGCCCCGCCGGGCCGACGGCCAGGCCCGGGUGGCCAUCGUGCAGCAGAGCGGCCAGCUAUACGGGGGGGCAUCGACGGCCGGCCCGGCGGCCAAGCUGGAGUUCGACCUGCAGGGCUACCAGGAUCAGGGGCUGAUGAAGAGGCACCUGGUGCAGAGCAUGCAGCAGCAGGGCGGCCCCUCGGCACUGGGACACACGCUGGAGUUUGCCCUCAGGGAGGUGCUGCUCAAGGCCAACAAGCCCAGGAGGAACAAGCUGCUGCUGGUCGUGGUGGGCGCCGAGACGGCCCACUGGGACCGGGCCAAGCUGCACUACAUCUCCCAGAAGGCCAAGUGCCAGGGGGUGGCGCUGUUCGUGGUGGCCGUGGGCGAGCACUAUAAUCGGACAGAGGUGGAGGAGCUGGCCAGCCUGCCCGUCCAGCAGCAUCUGAUCCAUGUUGGUCAUCUGAAGCCGGAGGAGCAGGGCUACGCCCAGCGCUUCCUCAGGGUCUUCCUCAACGUCCUCAACAGGAGGAUGAACGAGUACCCGCCCGUCUCUCUCAGACGAACCUGCGAGCAGCUGGAACGCCGACAGGGACAGGAAGCGUUAAUGUUCAGCCAGGACAACCCAGAGCUGGAGGCGGAGCGGGGCAGAGGAGUGGGGCAGAGGAGUGGCGGUGCAGGACGGCCAGCCGGACGUCAUCCAGCUUCUGCCCAGAGGAGAUGGACAAAGCUUCCUCUCAAAACAUAAUUUGAACUGCUAAUUUGGGCGGAGUCAUGUCCUCAUGUGAAAGGCUCCACGCCUCUGAUCCCAGCUCAGCACUGACAACGACGCUCGUCUCGUCCGCAGGUGAGAACCCGCCUCCUGGCCGCCACAGGUGUUUUCUCAGCUGUGUCACGUCCUAAGAUGUUGUGUUGUAUUCUGUUGCUGUGCAGCUGUAUCUGGCACUUUUAGCCCAUGACGAAUUUCCUUCGGGACAAUAAAGUAUAUCUAAUCUAAUCUAAUCUAAGAACAGGAUUCAGGUCAGAGCGGGAAUAACUGCAGCAGGUCACCUCAAACUGCAGCGAGAGGAAACCCUUUCCCAAGGACUUUCUGCAGGCCUCCACACUUAACAUUUACUUAUUAUCAUCAUUUUCUUUCUUUCUUCAGAAAUGUGUUUUCAAAUUCCUGUGAUGGUAAACAGUAGAGACAUGAAGUUCUGCACACUGAUUGGAAGUUGAGUGCAAAUGCCCAAGAAAUAUGACCCCAAUUGGCCUGAUGGGGGCGCUAUGAUGAAAAGAUGUGUGUGCUAUAAAUGCAAAAACGUGUUGUGGCGUAACACAAACCAGAGGCUGUUUGUCCAGUCGUUAAAGUCGUCCUCUUCAUCGUCUGCUCGAGGCUCUCACCUGUCACAGGUUUGGUUUUUGUCCUCGCUGUCGCCCCCUGCUGCUCACAGCGAGGCUCUGCUUCAUGAUUGGCUGUUUCUGUAAAGCGACUUCCCUUCUGUUGGGAUUUGAGGCUUCAACAAAUAAAACUGAGUUGAUGAGAGCAGAGCAGCAGAUCCAGUGUCCAGGCGGGGGGAAGCGAGCAGACGCUCAUGUUUGUGAUCAGAGGGACGCGGCGUGGAGGCGGGGUCAGUUACCUUACAUCACCCUACAGGAUUUCUGGGUAAUCGUGUCCUCGGUGGAAGCCGUCGGCUCCGGCAGCCUUCAGUGCCGCUGAGAGCAGCUUUAAUCUGUCCUGUGUCGUCUCUGCAGUCUUGAUGUCAGGUCACUUCUCUGUCCAUCA